This is a messenger RNA of Exophiala oligosperma, 567 nucleotides long. RefSeq lists its product as uncharacterized. NCBI's taxonomy places the organism in Eukaryota, Fungi, Ascomycota, Eurotiomycetes, Chaetothyriales, Herpotrichiellaceae. The coding region runs from base 1 to 567 and encodes 188 amino acids. The transcript is spliced from 2 exons. The record is from RefSeq and is a predicted model, not a curated record.
AUGGAGUCGACGGCGGGGGAAAAGAAGCGCAGGAUCGAGGACCAGGGAGAUCUGGAGGCCCUGGUUCGAGUGUUGCAGCACUUCGCGACCGUGCGAUCCCCGACUCCAGGGCCACUGGCUGGACCUGGUCCGGCCUACGCACUCUUGUUCGGUGAUUCCGAUCUUCUCGACAACAAUCGUGCUUUUGCUUUUUCACCUUCAGACAUUUGCUUGUGUCAUCUGGACUUCUUCCCGCACAACAUAAAGUGGCAGAGAGGCGAGCCCCCGUGUGCGUUGGACUGGCUCAGCGCAGGCUUUUGGCCACACAUUUUCGAGAAAUGCUCGCAUUUGAUCAUCGAAGACGGCAGUAUCCCCGUCUUCGGGCAGAUGUGGUUUCCCGGCACAGAUUGCGAGCAGAUUGUAUCGGUUGUGGAGGCAUGGAGCAACAUUCGAAGAGACCAUUUUUGGGCUUUUACCCUCAUCACCUUCGCCAGAGGGUUGAUCUCGCGGAUCUUGACCUCACGUACGAACAUGCACCAGAUCCAAGAGCUUCUCCGGGAAGCCGAGAUUCGUCCGGAUAACCUAUGA